AUGGAAAGGCUGAAAAACGUGUUCUCAUCGUCCUCGUCGGCAACAGCGAAACUAUCCAAAGCUUUCAAAUUCAACAGCGAUCAUAAUAUCUUAAGAAGGACGAAUACGAAUGGACUAGGUGGAGGGAACCCAUUCUUGGAUGGGCCGAUAUUGGAAGAGCCCUCAUUACCCAGAUCCCACCUGAUCAUUCAUGUAGUAGCUAUCUUCUUUACAUUCUUAGCGAUAUGUACGAUGGGAGCUGUAGCAGGAUUUCAAGCUAAAUGGGUUGGAGUAUCCGGUGGAACAGGAUUCACGCUUUUCCUAUUAUUACUCUCAUUCGUACUUUCAACUUUCUUAUUGGUAGUGCCCAUAGUCUAUGAUCGAUGGGAUCGAUUGAAGAGACCUGCACAAUUCUUGAAUCAAACUAGAUCAACAUUCAUCUUACAUGCCUUCGGAUCAUUCUUGAUGCUCUUAUCCGCUUUUAUCGUAACUAUCAGUGCUUGGACAGCGAAAGGAUGCAAGAACCCUGAUGACGAUCCUAAUGCAGAUUUGGGAGAUGAUUUCAAGAAUGGUUUGAAAGAUUGGUGCACUACCAAAAAAGCUUCUGCUAUCUUUGACUGGUUUUCAUUCGGCGCCUGGGCAGCUCUCCUAGUUCUCACCGCAUUGGUAUUCCGUAAAGAACGAUGUUCCAACCGACAUCGCGAACCAGCUUUCAUUCCACCUGAAUCUACUGGCGUAUCAUACUCCAACAUCCUUCAAGCCGAUGACGAGCGAUAUGCUGAUAAAGGGGACUCACACGCAAAUGAAACUCCCAUCACGGCUUCAAAUGGAUAUGGCUAUUCUCGAACGAACGUUCCUUCUUCCGUGGGGGGUAUGCAAGAUCACAAUGCGUUGAGUAGACCUAGUGUAGAUGCCUAUGGGGCGUUCGACGGUGAUAUGCCUGGAGGUACUAAUCAGCAUUCCUUGUUGAGCGACAAUUCCGGACAGAGUAGGACGAUGCAGUUGGCUUAUACUGAUCCAUAUGCUCAAAUCAGAGCAUCUUUAAUGAGCCCCACUUCCUCUCAAUCAGGUUAUGCAGCUCAACAACAAGCUCCUCAACAGUUAUAUGGGAAUGGUGGAUUACCCAAUCCACCUGCCUAUGGGGGAUAUAGAUAA
Molecule: messenger RNA, 1134 nt
Organism: Kwoniella botswanensis
Lineage: Eukaryota; Fungi; Basidiomycota; Tremellomycetes; Tremellales; Cryptococcaceae
Exons: 8
Coding region: 1-1134 (377 amino acids)
Cellular component (GO): membrane
Source: RefSeq, a predicted model, not a curated record